This is a messenger RNA of Wasmannia auropunctata (little fire ant), 2759 nucleotides long. Its product is annotated as ribosomal protein S6 kinase beta-1-like. The coding region runs from base 315 to 1760 and encodes 481 amino acids. The record is from RefSeq and is a predicted model, not a curated record. Gene Ontology annotation, molecular function: ATP binding; protein serine/threonine kinase activity. Gene Ontology annotation, biological process: protein phosphorylation; signal transduction. The transcript has 4 exons. Lineage: Eukaryota; Metazoa; Arthropoda; Insecta; Hymenoptera; Formicidae.
CGUCUCGUCACUCUCGUAUAUUAUAUAGGUAAUACAAGUCGUCACUCUGUCUCUGCUGCGUGUAUUUGCGAUUACAUAUGUAGCGUGUAGUGACUCGUAUAUCGUAUUACAAUCUGGCGGCGAGCUUUCAUCAGCUUUGCGCGUUUUAAAUAAUUUUAAAAAGUUAAGUAAACACUCGAGAUUUAUCGGAGAUCAGAUUAUCAGUUGGUUGGAGCUUCGCCUUCGGAGUGACAAACACAGCAGUUGACAGACUGCGAACGCGUGUCCUCCUUAAUUCAUUUGGAAUCUUCCGAUGUGAAUUUGACCUACCUAGGAUGGCGGGAGUAUUCGACAUUGAGCUGCACGACGGGGAUGCCGCGAAUCAGGACGAGUCGGAUGACGACGUGAUCGAGACUAGAGAAGAGGAAUACAAUCACGCUGCAACUGUAAGCGCUAUAUUAGAAUCCGAGAACUUGGAGAGGGUUCAGUUAUCUGAGCAAAAUGUGAAUCCUGGUCAAGAGAAGGCUGGCCCGCAAGAUUUCGAAUUGUGCAAGAUUUUAGGAGAGGGUGGCUACGGAAAGGUCUUCCAAGUUAGAAAAGUCACUGGGAAGGAUAAAGGUAGCAUUUUUGCUAUGAAAGUACUACGCAAAGCGUCCAUUAUACGAAAUCAGAAAGAUACCGCGCAUACCAAGGCCGAGAGGAACAUUCUGGAGGCUGUAAAACAUCCAUUUAUCGUAAAUCUCAUGUAUGCGUUCCAAACUGGUGGUAAAUUAUAUCUGAUCUUGGAAUAUCUGUGCGGCGGAGAGCUUUUCACGUAUCUCGAUCGAGAAGGUAUCUUCUUAGAGGACACAGCUUGCUUUUAUCUGUCGGAAAUUAUACUGGCGCUGCAGCAUCUUCACAAUCAGGGAAUUAUAUAUAGAGACUUGAAGCCGGAGAAUAUCUUGUUGGAUGCCGAGGGUCAUGUCAAGUUAACCGAUUUCGGCCUUUGCAAAGAGCACAUACAAGAGGGUACAGUGACGCAUACGUUCUGUGGUACGAUAGAAUACAUGGCUCCGGAGAUUCUAACUAGGAGCGGUCACGGUAAAGCUGUAGAUUGGUGGAGUUUAGGCGCUUUGAUGUUCGAUAUGCUUACAGGAAUGCCGCCGUUCACCGGUGACGACAGAAAAAAAACGAUCGAAAAGAUCUUACGCGGAAAGCUCAGUCUUCCACAGUAUCUAACGCCGGAUGCCCGGGAUCUAAUUCGAAAACUCUUAAAGAGGCAGGUUGUUCAGAGAUUGGGCUCCGGUCCAGAGGACGCCGAGCAAAUUAAAAACCACAAUUUCUUCAAGCACAUAAAUUGGCAGGACGUAAUCGCUCGGAAGUUGGAUCCACCGUUCAAGCCAUCCCUGAAGAGUGCCGACGAUACGUCGCAAUUCGACGAGCAGUUCACGGCGACCGUGCCGGUCGAUUCACCGGUCGAGAGUACCCUCAGUGAAUCUGCGAACAUGAUAUUUCAGGGUUUUACAUACGUGGCGCCGAGCGUCCUGGAGGAGAUGUACGCGCAGCCAAGAGUUGUCAAUGCUAGAAGCCCGCGUAGGGGACUGUUGAACAACACGGGUUUUGGCGCGGCGGCGGCGGCGGCGGCGGGGGGUCUACACGGUUUCUCUUCGCCCAGAACGAUGGAUGUUCAUUUGCGUCCGUCGUUAGAUCUCCAACAACAACACAGGCAACAUAUGAUGGGACCCAACAGCGUAGAGGACACCGAAAUGGUCGAUCUUGGCCAAUUACCAAACCGUUUAUAGUGCCACGACCCACUGCGUGCAAACUAUUAGCUUUUUAAUGCAAACUAGGGAACGAAAGGAACAUAGCCCAUAAACAGCUGUUUGUUCGCCGCUUUUUCGUUUCUUUUCGCAACAUUCGUGUGCGGCGACAAACACAGUUAUAUUUAGCAAAUUCAAUAUUAUAUGUAUAUAUAUAUAUAUAUAUAUAUACAUAUAUAUAACAAAAAGUAAGCACACAGCGAGUUUGGUCGGCCUCCUUGAUAUCGAGAUAUUGCCUGCGCCUGUAUGCAACUUUUCUUAGACCUCUGGCGAUUUCAAAAGUCGGCCCCAAACCUAGGGUAACUUUGUCUGCAAUACGAGGGAGCGAAUAGUGUAUGUCUUUUCGCUAUGUAAAUACAUGCGGAUAAUUGAAAGCAAGUACAUUCUUAAUGAAACAUUUAUGAGCAGAAUGCAGUUCAAAUUUAAAGAUUAUAUCACAAUUGUAAUACAGAUAUCGCAAUCAUAUCGCUGAUUGUAACGUAAUUAACUAGCAUUAGACUGUUUCUAACAGUACACACGUAUAAAGUGACGAAUGCUUUUGAGAGAAUGCUACAGAGAAAAAAAUGUUUUCCUUUUCUUUUUCUCCUUUCAAAAUGAUUGUGCAAUCAAAUCUCUUUUGUUUUCUAUAUCGUGUUUUCCUGUAAAAUUAUAUUUUCCUACAAUUUUUCCGGUAAUAAUUUCUUUUUUUUUUGUUUCUAUUGCUUUGAAAGUUUGCGAUUAGUUUAUUUCAAAUAAAAACACUAUGCAUUUCAAAUGAACAUAUGCUACGGAUUAAUAUAAUUUUCUAAACUCUUGGAGAAUUUCUUUUUCAUUUUCCAUGCAAUAGAUAUCCAAAUGUAAUAUGUAAGAGAGACACUCUAUUUUAACGCCGAUUCUUUUAAGAACAUUCCAGUACGCUGGAUGUAUGACGAUGAUUUGCACUUGUAUGUAAGAUAGUAUUCAUCGGAAAUUAAAUGUAUAAAUAAAAGUGAGUAGAUUUGC